GUGGUAUUCUGAACAGGUGUGUGGAAACAGUUCACGAGUGCAUUAUUAUCUUCAGACUACUCACAAGCACGCGUCGUACGGCAUUUGACGUCGGUUAGGUCAUUUAAAAAACGCUACACGUUGGUCUUCGACCACUAUGCCUCCAGCAAUAGACCGCAGCAAGGUGAUAAUUCGGCCAAUUUCUUCCAGCAAAACUGAGCAAAGAUGGGUCUGGGAGAUGGUUAUUCGUAAUUUGACGAAUUGUGUCAUACCAGGAUUAGUAAAGAGAACCCUGGCGCAGCUGCCGGCCGCCGCGAUUGCCGCCCCUGUCCUAGCUUUUCUGUGGUACGUCACGGGGAAUGCUAUUUUCUCGGUACUGGCAACUGUUAUCUUCUGGGUAGUAAUUAGUGUGGCCAACUGUUACAUGGGAAUAUGGGGAUGGGAGGCAUGCUUUCAAGAGGAAAAGGCGAACCUGUACGAAUACUACAACAGGCCCAAGUCAAGGUUUUGGGUGGCUGAGAACGCAGGGAGAAUUUUGGGAUCUGUGGCCAUUGACAGGAAAACUGACGACGUUGCUGAACUAAAAAGAAUGGUCCUGGAACCAGAUUGCAGAGGGUCUGGAAUAGCCAGUGAUUUGGUAAAAACCGCCGUGGAGUUUUGCAAGGAGAGUGGUUACAAGGAGCUUUUCCUGUCGACAUCUGAAUUCCAGCUCAGCGCACGUGCCCUUUACGCCAAAUGUGGAUUUAAAGAAACUGAUAUUAUCAGAAACCCUAGCGAUUUUUAUCUUACAACAUUAUAUGUCCACAUUUUUAGAAUGACCUUGACCGAGGAAAAGAUAAAGCCAUUUGCCCAUGUUAUUUCUUGGCAUAAGACGAAUUAGUGAAAAUAUAAUACAGUAAUUUCUUCUGUCUUCUGUCCCUUUUUUGUUUAAUGCAAUAGUCUCCGUUGAACAUUGCUUUAUAUUUUAAUUCAGGGCCUGGGCAACGAAUGUAUUCUUGAUCUCAAAAUAUUUCAUGCCGAAGAAUACUUUUAAGUUAAAACAGGUCAUAUGCAUUAUGACUUUGAGGCCUGCAUGGAACGAGGUUAUUUUUUUAAACAUUAUUUGAUUCUUGAAUUUGGCACCGAGAUAAAGAAAUUUGCUUUAGGUGUCACUUUGUAUUGCCUUCUAAAAAGACAUUCCAGGCGCACUGAGUUUCAGCCUUGUCAUCUCUCGACAUUCUGACAUUAAGUGAGUCUAUAUAUGAUCUUUAUCAUUUUUACUUUAUGAAAACAGAAUAAUAAAACAAGUUAAAAUAUAAAAUGUUUAGCUAGAAAUUGUUAAAUAUCUCCUAGUUCAUAAAGUAUAAUGAAUAUUUAAACUAACGGAAAAAAUAUAUUUUGACAUACUGAUAGUCCAAUAUAAUAUAAGGUACUCACAAUAUACAAUAUACAAAAAAUAUAUUACCAAUUUGAACAAGUAACCACUGUAUCAAUUGGGAGCAUGCAUUCUUGUAUAACUCUACAAUGCGUACUAUCAACAGUGAAACUCCGGCAAGAGUAAGACCACUCAAUUGUCCGAGUCCCAUUUGUUAUCCAAAUAACAAUGUUGCAAAACAGAGUGAGGAUAAGCACUGUGCCGCGGACACCAAUGAGAUAUUUGAAACAAUUUU
Molecule: messenger RNA, 1628 nt
Organism: Lingula anatina
Lineage: Eukaryota; Metazoa; Brachiopoda; Lingulata; Lingulida; Lingulidae
Product: N-acetylaspartate synthetase
Molecular function (GO): N-acetyltransferase activity
Source: RefSeq, a predicted model, not a curated record